AGUCAGGCUAUCAUACGGGACUACAGCAAGGUACACUGAGGCAGACAGAAGCCAUCAACAAUGUCUACAGCUCGUGAUGAGCAGGAACCCCCGCCACCUCCGCGCUUUUAUAAAGACUCCGAUUCAAGUUCGGACACCAUGUUCAGCUGGUCCAAAAAUGAGGGAAAAAAGAAAGAUCCUGAGCUUUUCCAGACUGUUUCGGACGGGCUUAAGCGGCUUUAUCGGACCAAAUUGUACCCGUUAGAAGACACGUACCGCUUCCAUGAUUUCCACUCGCCGGCGCUGGAAGACGCUGACUUCGACAACAAGCCCAUGGUACUCUUGGUCGGCCAGUACUCCACCGGGAAGACCACGUUCAUCCGCCACCUCAUGGAGCAGGACUUCCCUGGCAUGCGGAUAGGCCCGGAGCCCACCACCGACUCCUUCAUAGCCGUCAUGCACGGAGAGCAGGAGGGGGUGAUACCCGGCAAUGCGCUGGUGGUGGACCCUAAGAAGCCCUUCCGCAAACUCAACGCUUUUGGCAACGCCUUCCUUAACAGGUUCAUGUGCGCUCAGCUGCCAAACGCUGUGCUGGAGAGCAUCAGCAUCAUCGACACGCCAGGCAUCCUGUCUGGAGAAAAGCAGAGGAUCAGCCGAGGCUAUGACUUCGCUGCGGUGCUGGAGUGGUUUGCUGAGCGCGUGGACCGCAUUAUAUUGCUCUUCGAUGCACACAAGCUGGACAUCUCAGAUGAGUUCUCUGAGGUGAUCCGGGCCCUGAAGAACCACGAGGACAAGAUGCGCGUGGUGCUCAACAAAGCGGACCAGAUCGGGACCCAGCAACUGAUGAGGGUCUACGGCGCCCUCAUGUGGUCUCUGGGGAAGAUUAUCAACACUCCGGAGGUAGUGCGUGUGUACAUUGGCUCUUUCUGGGCCCAGCCUCUGCUGGUUCCAGACAAUCGUAAGCUCUUUGAGGCAGAGGAGCAAGACCUCUUCCGUGACAUCCAGAGCCUUCCACGGAACGCUGCUCUGCGCAAGCUUAAUGACCUCAUCAAACGCGCACGUCUUGCCAAGGUUCACGCUUAUAUCAUCUGCUCAUUGAAGAAGGAGAUGCCCAGUAUGUUUGGAAAGGAGAACAAAAAGAAGGAGCUGAUCGCUAAUCUGGGAGAGAUCUAUGUAAAGAUUGAGAAAGAGCAUCAAAUCUCUCCUGGAGACUUCCCAAAACUGAGCAAGAUGCAGGAGUUGCUGGCAGGCCAAGACUUCACUAAGUUCCAGUCCCUGAAGCCCAAACUUCUGGAGGCUGUGGAGGGCAUGUUGGCCAAUGACAUCGCCAGGCUCAUGACCAUGGUGCGCCAGGAGGAGGCCGCCAUGCCUCCCCAGAUUGUGAAGGGCGGAGCCUUCGAAGGCACCAAUGGGCCCUUCGGCCACGGCUACGGAGAGGGCGCCGGUGAGGGCAUCGACGAGCUGGAGUGGGUGGUGGCACGCGACAAGCCCAACUACGACGAGAUCUUCUACACCCUCUCACCCGUCGACGGCAAGGUAUCGGGAGCCAUGGCCAAGAAGGAGAUGGUGAAGUCCAAGCUGCCCAACACAGUGCUGGGAAAGAUCUGGAAGCUGGCUGACGUUGACAAGGACGGCUUCCUUGACGACGAGGAAUUCGCCCUGGCCAAUCACCUGAUCAAGGUGAAGCUGGAGGGUCACGAGCUGCCGGCGGAUCUGCCCGCUCACCUGGUACCACCCAGCAAGCGAGGCCAGAUGUGAAGGACUGAGGAGGCUUUUACCGUGGGUGUAGGUCACGACUGGACACUUAGCUGCUCUCUUCUCUCGCUAUACAAUGGUUAUGGAAAACGUAAAUAAAAGCCGAAUUUUGGUAAAACAUGAAAUGAUUCUAACUUAUUCUUCCCUAGAACUAUUUACGUAAUUUGAUCAUUUGCUUACAAUUUUGUUACUAUAAGAUAUCUCUUUAAGGCGGAUAUUUUCCUCUAAGCUCGAACCUAAAUCGUGAGAGAUGCCACCUGAAUAUUAUUCAUUUAAUCAACUUUGCUUCUGAACAAAACACCAAAUAAUGGGCUGAAUGUGACAAGUGUUGGAACACUGUGCUGUGCAACCUUAUUGCAGUACGACUGUCUUUUUGGUGAAAUCGUUGUCCGUAAGAUACAGAGGAGUCAUAGUGCAUAGUGGCAUCCAGUCCUAAUGACAAACUUCUUUCCAGAAUUACAGUUCCAAAGGUGUCACUGAAGCGACGUUUGCAAUGUGGAAAUACAUGAUCACUGUGAUUAAAACUCAGCAGGGUGGCUGAAGAGUAGCUGUCAAAUGGGAACAGGUUUAUUAUUCAUGGGGUGGGGUUGGUUAUACCCAGAGAGAUUUUCCUAUAAAACUUAUAAACUAUAAUUUUAAGGUAAGGUGACAAUUUCCAGACCAGUACUAAUGUGAUUCGAAUAUGAAUAUGUGUGGGAAGAUCUGAUUUUGUUUUGUUUUUGUAACUUCUUGCACAAGUUUGCCUGUGCUUUGCUGCGUCUGUGACAUAAGCUUGCCAGCGUUCGUAGCUGUUAUUAUUUUUUACUUCCUUACUGAAUGUACGACAAGUAUUUUCUACACCACCUGAGGGGAGAAUUUAAACUUUGGGACAAAUGUUGCCUUUUGUUGGGUUUUAUUCCCACACAUAACCCUCUGAAAUCGCUGUGCAACUUUCAUGUCAAAGUAACAAAAGUUCAUUUGAAGGUUUUUGGUGAAUAUGUUCAUUUUCCAUUGUGUUUUCGAUGCGGUGGGGAAAAACAGGAAAUGUUUGCGCAGCAGUUUAAGAGUGUGAGAGUGGUGUUUUUUAUUUUUAAGGAUUCCCAAUGUUUUCAGAACAUCUUUCUGCUUUAUACACGUAGGAAAGCAUCAAACUUUCCUUGCACUUGUAGGCAAGUGAAAUUUAGCAACUGUGGAGUCAGCUGUAGUUUAACUGACGCAGUCUCUACCUUCAUCACGCGAGAUCCUUCACGUGCAGUGUGGGAGUCUGCUAAUAGACACUAGACACUUUUAUUGAUUGCGUGCUAAGGGUGUACUGUUUGCUCUACACCUUGCUGUUCCCGCAGCAAUCUGAUAAAAGCCUAGUUUCUUUUGCUCUUGGUUAAUGUCAACAGCUCAUGCCUGUUCUCCAUCAGAUGGUAUUGUACACCAGCCCAGCGGAUCAUCUGGCAGUCAUGGUGUGAAACCUAUAAGCGGCAUGAAUCUGUGGGGUCCAGCCCCUCAUAGACUCGGGUAGUGAGGAUUCCGCCAUGUGAUCCUGCAAAUUUCGCUCCCCAAUUCUGAUGCUGGAUGCUCCAUGUCGUAUUAAUAAAAAAAGUGCCUCAAUGCCAAUUGCAUCACGCUUCUCUUCUAAAUGAUGUGCAGAUGUAUAAUGUAUAUUGUUUUUGGUCAUUAUUUUUGAAUAAAAUUCACUUAUCCAUUA
Molecule: messenger RNA, 3412 nt
Organism: Brienomyrus brachyistius
Lineage: Eukaryota; Metazoa; Chordata; Actinopteri; Osteoglossiformes; Mormyridae
Gene: ehd1a
Product: EH-domain containing 1a
Exons: 6
Coding region: 61-1737 (558 amino acids)
Biological process (GO): clathrin-dependent synaptic vesicle endocytosis; endosomal transport
Cellular component (GO): plasma membrane; presynaptic membrane; intracellular vesicle
Molecular function (GO): GTP binding; calcium ion binding; molecular adaptor activity
Source: RefSeq, a predicted model, not a curated record